Messenger RNA from Hyaloperonospora brassicae, 2148 nucleotides. Lineage: Eukaryota; Oomycota; Peronosporomycetes; Peronosporales; Peronosporaceae. The record is from the annotation of a GenBank genome assembly.
AUGCUGCACCAGCCCAAGACGCCGCUCCAGAGCGUCCACGAGGCCGCCGACCAUCUGUAUCCGGCCGUGAUCGAGUGGUCCCGUCCCUGCGACUCUGUUGGCGUCACGGGGUCUUUCAACAAUUGGGGGUCGCAGCUAUUGCUGAAGAAACAGAGUGACGCCCCCGACCUCUUUCGGGUGAAGCUGUGGCUGCCAGUGGGCACGCACUUGUUCAAGUUUUGCGUCGACGGCGCGUGGCAAUACGAUCCCGAAGUGACGUUCGCUCCUGAUGGCUAUGGCAACCUCAACAACUUUAUUACCAUCAGACCCGACGUGGACCCGCAGACGCAGGAGAAGACACUGCAGCGGGCGGUCUGCACGAUGAUCCGGGACGCCGAAAACGGACUGCCAGUGAUGAACCCUGUUGCCAGUGAGGAGAUCAUGAGGCUCCGACUGCAGACGUCCCCUGCACAUCGGCCACAGCGGUCUCCUAGGAACUACCAAGAGACACAAGCGGACUCGACACCGAGACCGACGCCGCUAACAGCUCCUCGUAAACCUCAAGAGACGGAAGACUCGGAAUACGGCAUCGAGGUGAGUGAUCGUCGCACGAGUAACAGCAGCUUGCUCGGCAGUGGCGGCAUUACCCGACCUCGAGCUGGCACAUUGACGCGGUCCAAGAGCGAAGAAUUGCUGAGUCACGCCUUAGCGAGCAGUUCCUUGGCCACUGCAGAUGCGGCAGGUGCUACCACGGCCAAGUAUACAAACUACAUGGACGAUGCAAUCACCAACUUGGUGCUCCUGGCUGCGACGACGCAGCACUUUGGCGGAGAUUUAGUGACGCAUGAGCACAACACCCGUGCUCAAUUAGGUGGUCAUCGCUCGGUGUUGGUGACUGGACCGCACACUGCAAAGCAGACGGCUGCGCCACAGCAGAGCGGUGGCAAGCUGAUCAUCUUUCUUGUGGGCUUGCCUGGUCGGGGCAAGACCCACAUUGGACAUAUCCUGGCGCGUCACUUGACGUGGAUGGGGCACCACUCUCGUACGUUUAACACUGGAGAAUAUCGUCGAAGACUGGUUGGAUCAGACGUGGAUCACGCGUUUUGGGAUCCUACGAACGAGGAAUCGUUCCAAAUCCGGUCUGACCUGUCGAAGAAGUGCUUAGAUGACUCGAUUGCUGCGCUGGAGAGUGAUGACUGUGACUGCGUGAUUUUCGAUGCCACAAAUGUAACGCGUGAACGCCGUCAGAUGCUGCUGGAUGAGGUGCACCAGCGUUACAAGUGUGAAAUGAUGUUCAUCGAGUCUGUGUGCGAUGAUCCAGAGCUUAUAGCUUCUUCCAUCAACGAGAUGAAGCUGAACUCGGCCGACUACGCCGGAAAGACGAUGGAUGAGGCCGCUGAAGACUACAAUAGCCGCAUCAACCAUUACCAGUCGAUGUACGAACCGCUUGCAGCCGACCAUGAGGGUGCACCGUUCAUCAAGAUCAUUGACGUGGGUCGACAGAUCUUUUGCAACCAAGUGUACGGCUACUUGCAGUCGCGGAUCAUGUUUCUGAUGGCGAACUUGAACCUAAAGCCGAGACCGAUCUGGCUGAGUCGUCAUGGCGAGAGUAUGUACAAUGUACAGAAGCGCAUUGGCGGUGACGCGCCUCUGAGCCCACUGGGCGUGCAGUAUGCUGAGCAACUAGAUCGGUUUAUCGAUGCGUACUACCCGACGCCUGAUACGGAACUCGCAGUGUGGACGUCGACAAUGCUGCGUACUGGCAUGACUGUAGAACGCAUUGCAGCCCGAGGUCGAUCGAUUGUGAAGUGGAAGCAGCUUGAUGAGAUCGACGCUGGCAUCUGCGAUGGCAUGACGUACGAGCAGGUGGCCGAGGAGAUGCCGGAAGAAUACCUGGCGCGCAAGAACAACAAGCUCCAUUACCGCUAUCCUCGUGGCGAGUCGUACCAGGACGUGAUUCAUCGCCUCGAGCCGGUGAUCACGGAGCUGAUGCGAAUGGACCAACCCGUGCUGAUUGUGGCCCACCAGGCUAUCCUGCGAGUGUUGUACGCUUACCUUACCAACAAGUCCCCGCACGAGUGCCCGACGCUCAACAUUCCACUGCACGUGGUCAUUCAGAUCACCCCGAAGGCCUACAAGUGUGAGGAAGUGUGGCACCGCCCCAUGUAG